UGGGGGUGGGGGGGACCGCGAGUAAAAGUGGAGGUGACGAGAGCAGGCUCCGCUCUGGUCCGAGGUAGGUGAUGGAGGCGUGACUGGCGGUUUUGUGAACGAACUUUGAUAAUUCGGUUGGAGCUGGGACCGCUGAGCCGCUUGUCUUCACGCGUGGCGCCACGGAUCUGUACGGGGAAGGGGAAGGGGUGCCGCUUGCGAGACGGCCAGGAGUGGGGGACCCGUUGACUUGUGUGACCGAGGGGGGGUGGCUGGACGCUGAUUGGUUGCGGGAGACGGAGGCCGACGUGUGGCCAGGCUGUCACCUGGAGCGGCCCCGGGGCACCUGUGAGCUUUGUGCGCGUGUGCUCCUGCUGCGCGUGUGCUCUCGAUGCGCGCGUGCUCCUGGUGCGCGUGUGCGCGGCCGCAUUUCUGCCCUGCCCUCCGCUGGCUGCCGCCCUGUGCCAGGCAGUGUGUCCCGGUGAGGAGGCGGCCGGGGGCCUUCGAAUUGUGCUCUCACGUAGGGCACGGGCAUUACGUGUUUCUUAAGUUGCUUGAAAAGCAAGUCCUGUAUCAUUCCAGUGGCCGGGACGUUUCGUUAGGAUUUUGAAGUUAGAUGAUAGCAAGCCCAGGGCUUGUGCCUUUCUUGUAUUCACUCGCUCAUCCUCACCAACUGCUUCCGAGGUUGUGCGCUCCUGUUUUACGGUCACCUGAGGCCCUGGGAUUAAGUAAUUUGCCAGAUUUUUUACAGCUUAUAAAUUGUGGAGUUGAUUUGAACCCAGGAAGUGCGGUUAAAGAAUAUACGUGUGUUUUUAAAUGUUUGUUUAUUUUGGGAGAACAAGUGAGCAGGGGAGGGGCAGAGGGAGGGAGAGCAAGCGAAUCCCACGCGGGCUGUACACCGUCAGCGCAGAGCCCGAGCGGGGCUCAGACCCAUGGACGGUGAGAUCGUGACCUGAGCUGAAAUCCAGCCGGAGGCUUCCCUGACUCAGCCACCAGGUGCCCCCCAGUUCCAGAGUCUUUGCCGGAAAGAUUCAAAAAUGUUUCAAAUUCCUGUGGAAAAUCUUGACAACAUCAGGAAGGUACGAAGAAAGGUGAAAGGCAUUCUUGUGGAUAUUGGGCUUGACAGCUGCAAGGAGUUGCUGAAGGACCUUAAAGGCUUUGAUCCAGGAGAGAAGUACUUUUUUAACACAUCAUGGGGAGAUAUUUCUCUCUGGGAACCUUCUGGAAAGAAAGUGAGAUAUCGAACAAAGCCAUACUGUUGUAGCCUCUGUAAAUACUCUACAAAAGUGCUUACUUCAUUCAAAAAUCAUUUACAUCGCUACCAUGAAGACGAAAUUGAUCAAGAGCUGGUGAUCCCUUGCCCAAACUGUGUAUUUUCCUCUCAACCCAAAGUUGUGGGAAGGCACUUCAGAAUGUUUCAUGCACCUGUCCGGAAAGUCCAGAACUACACAGUGAAUAUUUUAGGCGAACCUAAGUCUUCUAGGAGUGAUGUGAUAAGUUUUACAUGUUUAAAAUGUAACUUUUCAAACACUUUGUACUACAGUAUGAAGAAGCAUGUGUUGGUAGCCCAUUUUCACUACUUAAUUAACUCCUACUUUGGCCUGCGAACUGAGGAAACGGGUGAGCAACCGAAAACCGACGAAAGUCUUUCUACUGAGAAGAUGCCACCGUCUGACAAGUACUAUUGUAAAAAGUGCAACGCCAAUGCCAGCAGCCAGGAUGCUUUAAUGUACCAUAUUUUGACUUCAGAUAUACACAGGGAUUUGGAAAAUAAACUCAGAUCUGUGAUCUCAGAACAUAUUAAGAAGCCCGGCCUUUUGAAGCAGAUGCACAUUGCUCCAAAGCCAGUGGCACCCUUGGCCGUGCCCCCAAACGGCGGAGCUCCGGGCAUCGCAGCCACAUCUCCCUGCUUUCGUCUUGCCUUGCCACAGAACAGCCAAAGCCAGACCGUCGUGCAGCCAGUGCAGGGCGCAGUCCAGCCAGUGACUGUGGCCUCGGGCACUUCUGGAAGCCUCACCCACUCUCCGCCUGCUGUUGCCCAGUCCCACGUGACCCUGGUCUCCAGUCCUCUGCCGGUGGGCCAGAGCAACCUCCCUCUGCCGCCCUCAGCCCCGCAGCCUGUCUUUCUUUCUCAUGGAGUCCCGCUUAAUCAGUCUGCAAAUCCUCCUGUGUUGCCCUUGAGUCAGCCAGUCGGACCUAUCAAUAAGUCUGUUGCAACUGGUGUCCUCCCCUUAAACCAGACCAUCCGCCCAGGGGCCGUAUCCCUUAGCCAGCCGGUCGGGCCCAUAAACAGACCAGUUGGGCCUGGAGUUCUUUCAGUAAACAGACCUGCUGGGCCUGGAGUUCUUCCUGUCAGUCCGUCCGUCACUCCCGGGGUUCUUCAGGCCGUCUCACCAGGGGUGAUUUCUGUGAGUCGGACAGUCCCGUCAGGGGUCCUGCCUGCAGGCCAGAUGACCCCUGCCGGGGUCAUCCCUUCGGGACAGACGGCAACUUCUGGGGUGCUUCCUGCGGGCCAGAUGGUCCAGUCAGGGGUUCUCCCCAUUGGCCAGACGGCCCCAUCGGGGGUUCUCCCCGCUGGGCUGACGGCCCCCUCGCGGGUUCUGUCUGCGGGCCAGACGGUCCCGCUGAGGGUUCUGCCUGCAGGCCAGGUCGUCCCACCGGGGCUCCUUUCUCCCAACCAGACGGUCUCGUCGGGUGUUCUCCCUGUGAACCAGGGUAUUAAUUCCGGUGUUCUGCAGCUCAGCCAGCCUGUCAUGUCAGGAGUGCUGCCUGUGGGCCAGCCAGUGAGGCCUGGAGUCCUGCAACUGAAUCAGCCUGUGAGCACCAACAUCCUGCCUGCAGGUCAGCCAGUUAGACCUGGCGCUUCUCAGAACACCACUUUCCUCACGUCAGGCUCUAUUCUCAGACAGCUGAUACCUACAGGGAAACAGGUGAAUGGGAUUCCCACGUACACACUUGCCCCCGUAUCUGUCACUUUGCCUGUGCCUCCAGGAGGUGUUGCAACUGUCCCCCCACCCCAGGUGCCCAUCCAGCUCCUGCAGUCGGGCACAGCUGCACAGAUGGCCAGUUCCAUGGCCAGCAUGCCCUCUCCUCCAGUGGUGGUGAAUGCCACUCAGAAUAUGUUUGUUCAGGCGUCUCCAUCUGUGGCAGAGGCCAGUCAGGCGCUCAAACAGGCGAAGCAGUGGAAAACCUGUCCGGUCUGUAAUGAGCUCUUCCCUUCCAAUGUCUACCAGGUUCAUAUGGAAGUGGCUCAUAAGCAUAGUGAGUCCAAAUCUGCUGAAAAAUUGGAGCCUGAAAAGCUGGCAGCGUGUGCGCCGUUUUUAAAGUGGAUGAGAGAGAAAACCGUUCGCUGUCUCUCUUGUAAGUGCUUAGUGUCCGAGGAGGAGCUUAUCCAUCACUUGCUCAUGCACGGCCUGGGGUGCUUGUUCUGUCCGUGCACUUUUCAUGACAUUAAAGGUCUUUCGGAGCACAGUAGGACUGUGCACCGAGGGAAGAAGAAGUUACCUGUGGAUUAUAGUAACAAAGGUUUUCAAUUGGAUAUCGAUGCUAAUGGCAACCUGCUGUUUCCCCAUCUUGACUUCAUUACCAUAUUGCCAAAGGAGGAGCUUGGGGAGCGGGAAGUCUACUUGGCGAUACUGGCGGGGAUACACUCCAAGUCACUGGUGCCUGUGUAUAUAAAGGUGAGGCCCCAGACGGAGGGCGCCUCCGGGAGCCCCAGCAAACAGGCUCUGACUUGCCCCUUCUGCUUUGGCACCUUUGUGACGACGGAGGCAUACGAGCUGCAUUUGAAGGAGAGGCACCACAUCACGCCAACGGUCCACACCAUCCUGAAGUCUCCGGCCUUCAAGUGCAUCCACUGCUGUGGGGUCUACACGGGCAACAUGACCCUGGCAGCCAUCGCCAUCCACCUGCUGCGCUGCAGGAGUGCCCCAAAGGACAGCAGCUCAGACCUCCAGAUCCAGCCUAGUUUUAUUGAGAACAGCGAGCUGCUCUUGGUGAAUGGGGAGGUGAUCCACGACUCCAGUUUUUCUGUGAAGAGGAAGCUGCCCGAUGGCCACUUUGGGACAGAAGACCAGAGGGACGUGGAGGAGCGGCCCCUCGUCAUAAACACCGACGCAGCCCCGGCUCCCGAAAAGGUGACGAGUGCGGUGCCUUUUAAAAGACAAAGGAAUGAAAUCAGGACAGAGGGACCGCUCAUUAGUGAGGAUGCCCUUCAGAUUUUAGCAUUAAAUCCUAAAAAAUAUGAAGACCGUUCUUACGAGGAAAAAAAGCAAUUUCUUAGAGAUUAUUUCCACAAGAGACCAUAUCCUAGUAAAAAGGAAAUAGAACUUCUUUCCUCACUCUUGUGGGUGUGGAAGAUUGAUGUGGCUUCAUUUUUUGGAAAAAGAAGAUACAUUUGCAUGAAAGCAAUAAAAAAUCACAAGCCUUCUGUGCUUUUAGGCUUUGAUAUGUCUGAACUUAAAAACGUUAAACACAGGUUGAACUUUGAGUUUGAGCCACAAAACUUGUAAAAAAAAAAAAAAUAGGAAAUCUGAAGUACUAGAUAUUUAGUAGUUUUUUCAAUUGAGAUUUAAAAAAAUGUUAUUUUCUUCACUGUAUGUUGAACUAAUCAAUUUCAGUGGUCUUUAUGCUGCUCUUUAGAUUUAUUUCAGGUGCUCAGAAAGACUUCUAUAUAAAAGAAGUGAAUAGUUGUUUCGGAUUUAUUGUUUCCUGCAGUUUGAUUUUGUAACAAUUAUUUUUAGUUCUUCCCUGUCAUGUAAAUUAAAUCCUUGGCUCUUUCAUGCACGUCUUGUUUCCUAGUAGUGUCAGUAUCGUAGGAUGAAAACUGAAACCUGUAUGUUUGUGUUUUCAUGUAAGGAAAUUUCAGCUUGUUUCAGAAUACUUGAUUAACUGCAUUGAUCUCCCUCAGUUAGCUUCACGUGUAGCAGCAAACGGUAAGCGCCGAGGCUGACAGAAGUGAGUACACACCCCUGUGAUGUGUGUGCUUCCCUCAGGAUGCACUGCGUUCACUUGCGCUGGUUUCUUCUUCUCAAGGUACUUGCUUUCUAGAUUGUGAUUCUGAUUUACGUUUUUUCAAGUUUGUCCUAGCUGCUGUCUUUUAUUACAACUCAUAGAAAACCAAAUGUUUUCCUUUGUUAAAAAUAUACUGAACCUGAAGCUUGCUAUUUAGCUCGUUAAGAGUUAUUUUCAAAUAAAGCAGUUUUGUAGGUGCGGAAAUCCUUUUUAGUGUGGACUUCUCCCCUUUUUGAUAUGGUGGUAAGUCAUUUCCCCGUUCAAAAGUAAGACAAUACAUUUUUAGUGCCUUUAGAGUAAAUGCCGAACACACACUCAGACUCUCCUCCCAAUCCAACUCUUCAUAAACCAGUGAAAGGAAAGGACCAUGUGACUCAGGAAUAAAAUUUUUACCCCUGAGUGUGGAAGCUAACUAGAGUGUAGACAUAGGUUUUCAGAGAACGAAGCAAUGAGUAGAGCAAGAGCUGUAUCCGUGUUGCUGUAUUACAUCUUUGACAGUUUUCUAGAGGUAAACGUACUUGUUCUGGGGAGAUGGGCUUUCCUCUAGCCCAGUUGUCUGGGUUAAUGGGGUGGGGAUUGCUGAAGAACUCCACUGUAUUACUGUCCUUUGGACAGUUAAACCUCCAGGGUUUUUUUCCACACACACAAUAACUAAAAGCACCAGAGCCAGCAAUGGAGACCAGCCAGUUUUGACCUUAAAUCAUAUUCCUGGUGGUACCCAGCAGAGGCACCUGUCCGACGUACUCAGAGGAUAUGACGGUCUCUGGGAAAUAAGACAAUGUUACUCUAUGGAUUUUAAAAAGUAGAAUUCUUGCAUGUAAUUGCUAUAAUGUGCAUUUUUGAGGCAAUUGUGAAACUGGUCUGUGAUUGUUGGUGUACUCUGUUGUAAAUCCAAAAAGAGCUUGUUGAAGUUUAUUUUUUUUUUAACCUAUUGUUUCAGAGUGUCUAUUUUGAAUUAAAAUUUGUUAUACCACUGCAAA
Messenger RNA from Prionailurus viverrinus (fishing cat), 5972 nucleotides. It is a transcript of the gene ADNP2, whose product is annotated as ADNP homeobox 2. NCBI's taxonomy places the organism in Eukaryota, Metazoa, Chordata, Mammalia, Carnivora, Felidae. Bases 1017 to 4490 code for a protein of 1157 amino acids. Gene Ontology annotation, molecular function: DNA binding. The record is from RefSeq and is a predicted model, not a curated record. The transcript is spliced from 4 exons. Gene Ontology annotation, cellular component: nucleus. Gene Ontology annotation, biological process: regulation of gene expression.